AUGUUUCUUUCCGUUUUAAUUACGACUUGUCUUUCUUUCUUUUUUUCUUUUGUUCUUUCUUUCUUUUGUUCUUUCUUUCUUUCUAUCUUCUCUUUCUUUCGUUCGUUUGGGUGUUCUUUCUUUCUUUCUUUCUUUCUUUCUUUCUUUCUUUCACCUUACGGUUUUUCUUUCUUACAAUGGUUCUUUCCUUCUUUUUUUCUGUCAUCAUCAUCAUCAUCAUCAUCAUCAUCAUCAUCAUCAUCAUCAUCAUCUUCUUCACCUUUUUAUUCUUUCUGCUUCUGUUUUGUUUCUUUUCUCAUUUUCCUUCUCGUCGGAAUAUUUCCUUCGAUUAUUUUUUCUCCCUCUUCCUUUCUUUCUGUCAUUCUAUUUUCUUUCUUUCUUUCUUUCUUUCUUUCUUCUCUUUCUUUCGUUCGUUUGGGUGUUCUUUCUUUCUUUCUUUCUUUCUUUCUUUCUUUCUUUCUUUCUUUCUUUCACCUUACGGUUUUUCUUUCUUACAAUGGUUCUUUCCUUCUUUUUUUUCUGUCAUCAUCAUCAUCAUCAUCAUCAUCAUCAUCAUCAUCAUCUUCUUCACCUUUUUAUUCUUUCUGCUUCUGUUUUGUUUCUUUUCUCAUUUUCCUUCUCGUCGGAAUAUUUCCUUCGAUUAUUUUUUUCUCCCUCUUCCUUUCUUUCUGUCAUUCUAUUUUCUUUUUUUUCUUUCUUUUCCUACUUUCUUUCUUCUCUUUCUUUCGUUCGUUUGGGUGUUCUUUCUUUCUUUCUUUCUUUCUUUCUUUCUUUCUUUCUUUCUUUCACCUUACGGUUUUUCUUUCUUACAAUGGUUCUUUCCUUCUUUUUUUCUGUCGUCAUCAUCAUCAUCAUCAUCAUCAUCAUCAUCAUCAUCAUCAUCUUCUUCACCUUUUUAUUCUUUCUGCUUCUGUUUUGUUUCUUUUCUCAUUUUCCUUCUCGUCGGAAUAUUUCCUUCGAUUAUUUUUUCUCCCUCUUCCUUUCUUUCUGUCAUUCUAUUUUCUUUCUUUCUUUCUUUCCUACUUUCUUUCUUCUCUUUCUUUCGUUCGUUUGGGUGUUCUUUCUUUCUUUCUUUCUUUCUUUCUUUCUUUCUUUCUUUCUUUCUUUCUUUCACCUUACGGUUUUUCUUUCUUACAAUGGUUCUUUCCUUCUUUUUUUCUGUCAUCAUCAUCAUCAUCAUCAUCAUCAUCAUCAUCAUCAUCAUCAUCAUCUUCUUCACCUUUUUAUUCUUUCUGCUUCUGUUUUGUUUCUUUUCUCAUUUUCCUUCUCGUCGGAAUAUUUCCUUCGAUUAUUUUUUCUCCCUCUUCCUUUCUUUCUGUCAUUCUAUUUUCUUUCUUUCUUUCUUUCUUUCUUUCUUUCUUUCUUUCCUACUUUCCUUCUUUUUUUUUUUUCCCCUCCUUCAUUUCUUUGUCCGCAUUUCUUCCUCUUUCUUCUUUUCCUCUGCGUCUAAAUCUAUCAAGUCGCCUAUCUACCUUAUUUACUGGCAAAUAUCGUUUCAUCCCUGUAAGAUUUCGAUACACUCUCUCUCCAUGCUGCCUCCACCAUUUUAAGACAUUUUCCCUCCAUGAGGUAUGGGAUAUGGACUAUUUUUAUAAUGUGUUGAAAAUGAUGUGCGAGACACGCGCAACACUUGCGCAAUGUUCUCUACUCUCUCUCUCUCUCUCUCUCUCUCUCUCUCUCUCUCUCUAA
Acanthosepion pharaonis is the source of this 1689-nucleotide messenger RNA. The record is from the annotation of a GenBank genome assembly. Lineage: Eukaryota; Metazoa; Mollusca; Cephalopoda; Sepiida; Sepiidae.